CGACUAUAUGAUUACCAUGAACCGAAUUCGAUAUCCCAAUAUCCGAAUCAGGAAAAGCUUCCUAUUCCAAUAUAUAUAAGCAAAGGGAUUGGUCGGAGAAUUCCGCCUGCACUAUGCCAGGAAAACCUGCAGUGCGGGGGUAUAUAAUAUUCCCAUAAUUUUCACUUCGUUGAAUACUUUUCAGUUUAUCACUCUUUCUGUUCUCUACUUCAAUUAUCCACUCAAUUGCCAAUUUUUUACCACUAUGUUGAUCGAAGAAACCUACCACGAUGUCAAGACCUCUUAUGGCACCACCAUGAGAUUAUUUGUCUUCCAUCCCAAGGUGCCUAACUACCCCAAGGUCAAGUUCCCAGGUGUCAUUGUCUACAGUGAAAUCUACCAGGUUACCGGCCCAGUUUCCAGAUUCGCCAAGGACAUUGCAGGUCAAGGAUUCAUCGUCGUGUGUCCAUCGAUCUACCAUAACUUUGAGAGCUAUGAAGCAUUGACUUACGAUGAUGAAGGUACUGACAAAGGUAACAAGUACAAGAUUGAAAAGGAGUUGAAGUCUUACGAUGAAGACAACAAUUUGUCCAUUGAGUAUUUGUUGUCGUUGCCAACAUGUAACGGCAAGAUUGGUGCCACUGGAAUGUGCCUUGGUGGCCAUUUAGCAUUCCGUUCAUCUUUGGAUCCUAGAGUCAAAGCUGCUGUCUGUUUCUUUGCUACAGACAUCCACAUCCAUGCCUUGGGCAAGGGUAAGAAUGAUGACUCCUUGAAGAGAUCCAGCGAGAUCAAGGGUGAAAUCAUCAUGAUCUUUGGCUGCAAAGAUAACCACGUUCCUUUGGAGGGUAGAGACUUAAUCAGAUCUACAUUGAGAGCCAACAACGUUGAUAUGACCUUUAUUGAGAUCAACGAUGCUCAACAUGCCUUUGUCAGAGACGAGCUCAGUAAAGGCAGGUACGACCCUGCUACUACUAAGAACUGUUUCGAAUGGCUCUUGGAAUUGUUCAACAGAAAGCUCAAGUUGGACUAUGGUGACCACGACGGUAAGGCUGAGGUGAUUGAGAACAUCUGCUGAGUAGUAUAUGACAUAGAAAAGGUAGAAAAAAAAGAAAAACAAAAUAAAAAAUUAUGCCUAAUAU
Scheffersomyces stipitis CBS 6054 is the source of this 1118-nucleotide messenger RNA. It is a transcript of the gene DLH1, whose product is annotated as carboxymethylenebutenolidase. The coding region runs from base 245 to 1054 and encodes 269 amino acids. NCBI's taxonomy places the organism in Eukaryota, Fungi, Ascomycota, Pichiomycetes, Serinales, Debaryomycetaceae. Gene Ontology annotation, molecular function: hydrolase activity. The record is from RefSeq and is a predicted model, not a curated record. The transcript has a single exon.